GUUACAUUAAACUCUGAAUAUUUUGGACUUUUACACCAACACCUUGCUAUUCAUCCGCCCUAAGCUUACUUUACUGAACCAUAUCUCUGAUUCCCCCCCCCCUUCCUGGCAUAAACGAGCAAUGUCGUACCCCAAAGCCACUCCCACCCCAAUAAAGAUAAACACCAGAUGCUUGGCGUACCAUGGGCCGCUCCUUUACGAAGCCAAGGUGUUGAAACUCCACCAGGCUGACAAAACAUACAUCGAAACCAAGGAAGGCCAAACCCCCAUCGCAAAAUCAGACCUACCUCCCCAGUUCCACAAGCAGACGUCGUACUACCUCCACUACAACGGCUGGAAGAAAACCUGGGAUGAAUGGGUAGACACCACUCGGGUCUUGGAAAUUAACCCCGAAAACCUAGGGAUCCAGAAAGACUUGAGGAGAGCCGCCAUUGAAGCCGCCAGGGUGGAGAAGAGAUCCAAAACCGACUCAACCUCUGUUAGCAGUGCUGGUAGAGGCCUGAAGAGAGGCGCAUCCACUGGAAACAGCUCUGCUAAUGGCUCAGCCUCGUCUUCGCAGGAGCCUUCGAAGAAGCGUGCCAGAACGACUGCCGAUCCAACGCUAGAGACCGAAGAUGAGUUUUUGAAGAGACCGGAAGUCCAGAUCGCGGUCCCCAAUAAGAUCAAGAAGAUCUUGGUCGACGACUGGGAAAGUGUAACCAAGAACCACAAAUUGUUGCUCUUGCCCGCCGAACACUCCGUGGAUUCGAUCUUGACCGACUACAAGAACCACCAGAAAGAGAAGCUCGAGAAAGCGAGAAGAGGCAAGCAUGACCGGGCAAACACAAAUCCGCUCCUCGACUACGAUUUAAUCGAAGAGACGAUAUCUGGCCUCAAAUUAUACUUCAACAGGUCAAUAGGUGUUAUCUUGUUGUACCGGUUCGAGAGACAACUGUAUUUAAAAGAGUCCAAGAAGCUCCAGGGGAAGAAGAAAGGGACGGUGGCCAAGGAGUUCUCGUCGAUUUACGGCGGCGAGCAUUUGUUGAGAUUAUUGGUCUCCAUGCCUGGGCUCGUUGCGCAGACCUCGAUGGAUGCGCAAUCCAUCAGCAUUUUAGUCCGACACUUGGAGGACUUUUUGGAGUACUUGGAGUCCAGAGCCGGUGAUUACUUUGACCCGGCUCGGAACUACGAACAUGCAUCGCCUGCCUAUAUUGCCUUGGCCAAGGCUACUUGAAACGGCAAGUAUCAUCUCCCUGGACACGUGGGUUAGCUCCAAAACGCUGACAUAGUGGAUAAAUAUGAAUAAGCCAGAUUUAACUUGUCCGUAGUUCAGUAAACCCCAGCUUACAACGUUGCAUGAUCCAAUACUGUUAGCUUAAAAUAUCGUCCAAGCAGGGAUAUACUAAAGUACGCGAGAAACCACAAUAUCUAAAACUAAUAACCCCAACUUCCUCGCUUGCUAAACUGUCCAGCGGAGUGUCGACGCACUCGUGUGGGGUAAGCCAUGCAGUGCAUGACAACGGAAGCGUCCCCACCUCUCCCCAACGGAAUAUUGUCCGUGAGACCACGUAGAACUAUAACCUUCAUAAACAUUGC
Molecule: messenger RNA, 1575 nt
Organism: Babjeviella inositovora NRRL Y-12698
Lineage: Eukaryota; Fungi; Ascomycota; Pichiomycetes; Serinales
Gene: EAF3
Product: Eaf3p
Exons: 1
Coding region: 122-1213 (363 amino acids)
Biological process (GO): regulation of DNA-templated transcription; chromatin organization
Cellular component (GO): NuA4 histone acetyltransferase complex; Rpd3S complex; nucleus
Source: RefSeq, a predicted model, not a curated record